Miniopterus natalensis is the source of this 1090-nucleotide messenger RNA. Lineage: Eukaryota; Metazoa; Chordata; Mammalia; Chiroptera; Miniopteridae. The record is from RefSeq and is a predicted model, not a curated record.
UGUCUGAGCGCUGCGCUGCUGCUUCUGGGCGCCGCGACCCGCGCCCUCCUCCCGGAAUCUGAAAACAGGGCCCUGGGCUCUGGCUGGCUUGGUGGAAAGAAGAGGAGUCCCCUGCAGAUGCUGUAUGACCUAGACCAGGUAGGUGGACAGACACCCAACCUGGGACCCCUCCCUCUGUCUCCAGACAUAGGAACCCUAGAGCCCCAAUGUAGAUCUACAGUCAUGGGACUGGAACCCACAUUGGGGACAGACCGGCAUCCUCUGCAAAUCCAGUGCGGCCGCCACACUCGCCGGCAGCGCCUGCUGCAGCCCGAGGACCUGCGGCACGUGCUGGUGGACGACGCCCACGGCCUGCUCUACUGCUACGUGCCGAAGGUGGCCUGCACCAACUGGAAGCGCGUGCUGCUGGCGCUGAGCGCCCCCGGGGGCGCAGACCCGCAAGCCAUACCCGCGCACGAGGCGCACGCGCCGGGCCGCCUGCCCUCCCUGGCCGACUUCAGCCCCCCGGAGAUCAACCGGCGCCUGCGCGCCUACCUGGCCUUCCUCUUCGUGCGCGAGCCCUUCGAGCGCCUGGCCUCCGCCUACCGCAACAAGUUCGCGCGGCCCUACAGCGCCGCCUUCCAGCGGCUGUACGGCACGCGCAUCGUGCGGCGUUUCCUGGCCUACCUGCUGGACCCGCGCACGCGCCGCGACGAGCCGUUCAACGAGCACUGGGAGCGCGCCCAUGAGCUCUGCCACCCGUGCCGCCUGCGCUACGACGUCGUGGGCAAGUUCGAGACCCUGGCGGAGGAUGCGGCCUUCGUGCUGGGCCUGGUGGGCGCGCCCGGCUUGCGCUUCCCCGCGCCACCGCCCCGGGCCAAGGCAGCCGCCUCCCAGGCCCAGGCCGUGCGCCUCUUUCAGGACAUCAGCCCCUUCUACCAGCGGCGCCUCUUCGACCUCUACAAGAUGGACUUCCUGCUCUUCAACUACUCCGCCCCCUCCUACCUGCGGCUGCACUAGCCCGCAGUGCCCCCAGCCUGGCACACUGCGGAGGCUCGAGGCUACGGGCGGGGCCCGAGAGUGGGAGUUUCUGACCGGCCCGGGACCCCAC